This is a messenger RNA of Hansenula ciferrii, 936 nucleotides long. RefSeq names its product C2H2-type zinc finger protein. Gene Ontology annotation, cellular component: nucleus. Gene Ontology annotation, biological process: regulation of transcription by RNA polymerase II. The record is from RefSeq and is a predicted model, not a curated record. NCBI's taxonomy places the organism in Eukaryota, Fungi, Ascomycota, Saccharomycetes, Phaffomycetales, Wickerhamomycetaceae. The transcript has a single exon. Bases 1 to 936 code for a protein of 311 amino acids. Gene Ontology annotation, molecular function: RNA polymerase II cis-regulatory region sequence-specific DNA binding; DNA-binding transcription factor activity, RNA polymerase II-specific.
AUGAAUAAUUUAUUAAGGGAUCCAGUAUUUCGUCAAUUAUUAACAAAUAAUAAUGAAAAUAGUACUUUAGAACCAAUUAUUAAUCCACAACAACAAGUUUAUCAUAGUGAUUUGAAUGAUGUGAAGAAUGAAGAUAUUUCCAAGAUUGAUUUUAGUUUUUUGGAUACUUAUGUACCAUUAGUUGAUGAUAAUUUAAAUAAUUUAAAUCAUGUUAAUUUUGAUAUUGAUUUUAAUAAUUUUGAGAAUAAUGAAAAUAAUGAAAAUGAAAAUACUGUGAAUGAUUUGGAAGAUGGUUCUUUAACUGAAGAUUCUUAUACUCCAAGUGUUUUCAGUAAUGAUCAAGUUGAAUCUUCUGUUGGUUCAGUUAAGGAAUUUGGUGGUGAUAUUGAACAUGAUUAUAUGAGAAAGGUUGAUAUUUCAAAUGAAUCUUCAAAACAACAACAACCAUUAUCAUUACAACCUCAUCCAUCUCAUUUAGAACAACAAUCAAAACAAUUUCAUAAAUUUUAUACAUCAACUUUUAAUACAAAAGGUGAUUUAACUACAAAAACUUCAAUUUCAAAACCUUUAUUAACUUAUCAUAAAUGUCCAUUUUGUCAACGUCAAUUCAAAAAUAAAUCAUAUUUAUCACGUCAUUUGAAAAAACAUGAUUCUAUAAAAGAUUUUAAAUGUCCUUUUUUCAAUGAAUCAUCAUCAAAAUGUCAUCAUUUAAAUGGAGAAUUUUCAAGAAAGGAUACUUUUAAAGCUCAUUUGAAAAGUAUUCAUUUUAUUUAUCCAAUUGGUGUUGCUAAAAAUGAAAGAAAUUCUUCCACUGGUAGAUGUGCUGGAUGUUUUAAAGAAUUUGAAAAUAAUAAUAUUUGGUUAAGUGAACAUAUUGAAACUGAUGAAUGUACUGGAUUUGCUAAAUAUAAAUUAGAUCAAGAAGCUAAAAUAUGA